Molecule: messenger RNA, 1794 nt
Organism: Drosophila mojavensis
Lineage: Eukaryota; Metazoa; Arthropoda; Insecta; Diptera; Drosophilidae
Product: dnaJ protein homolog 1
Exons: 6
Coding region: 474-1529 (351 amino acids)
Biological process (GO): negative regulation of transcription by RNA polymerase II
Cellular component (GO): cytosol
Molecular function (GO): protein-folding chaperone binding
Source: RefSeq, a predicted model, not a curated record
GCCGAUUCAGUGUGUCUCAAAGCGUCGUCGUCGUCGGUGAUCGCGCGUUUGUUGUCGUUGUCGUAGUUGCGCUUUAACGGUUUUUGCAGGCGCUCAGUCUACGCAUUUCAGUAAAAAUACAGCUCACCCCGUCUUCCAAAUCAACGCGCUAAUAAUAAAUAAAAACAAAAAUUGUCAAUUUUGAAACCAACAACUACCAAUUAUCCAACGAGCAACACACGACAAACAUGUAUGUGCCAUCAUAGGAGGACCGUGAACAUAUGUUUUGGAGCAGUAUCAUAGCCAAUAAGUAAAGCCCGGAACUGGAAAUUCUAAUAUAUGCCUACAUAUAUAUUUAUGUAUAUGGACUAUAGACAGAUGAUAUACACACUUAUUUUACAGAGCAGCGCAUAGAAUUAAAGAAAUCACAUCAGAUUUAUAAAGCAACACCCCCGCACACAUACUACACACACACCAACACACAUACACACACAAUGGGCAAGGACUACUAUAAGACUUUAGGCAUCACAAAAACUGCCACCGAUGACGAGAUCAAAAAGGCCUACAGAAAAUUGGCGUUACGUUAUCAUCCUGAUAAAAAUAAAGCGGCAAAUGCUGAAGAGAAAUUCAAAGAGGUCGCCGAGGCAUAUGAAGUGCUCUCCGAUAAAAACAAACGUGAGGUCUAUGACAAGUACGGCGUGGAUGGACUGAAGAGUGGAGGCGCUCGUAAUGGCGGCGGUGGAGGCGGAAAUACAUUUACAUAUCAGUUCCAUGGCGAUCCUCGGGCCACAUUCGCACAGUUCUUUGGCAAUAGCAAUCCGUUCUCAUCGUUCUUCGAUAUGGACGAUAAUCUGUUCGAUAAGAAUGUGUUCGAUUUGGAUACGGAGCCAGAUUUUUUCUCAUCGCCAUUUGGUGGUCUGGGCUCAAGGCAUGGCCUAGGCAGCGCCUUCAGGCCCUCUUUUAGAUCACACUCCUUCAAUGUGCACACCCCCUUUAAAAAGGAACAGAAACAGGAUCCGCCCGUUGAGCAUGAUCUCUAUGUGACGCUGGAGCAGAUCUAUCAUGGCUGUGUUAAGAAAAUGAAAAUCUCACGUUAUGUCGUCCAGCCCGAUGGUAGCUCGAAAAAGGAGGAUAAAGUCCUGCAAAUAUCUAUUAAACCCGGCUGGAAAUCAGGCACCAAAGUCACGUUCCAGAAGGAGGGCGACCAGGCGCCCGGCAAAAUACCCGCGGAUAUUGUGUUCAUCAUCAGGGAUAAGCCCCAUACCAUGUUCAAGCGAGAGGGCAGCGAUUUGCGAUAUACGGCGAGGCUGACACUCAAGCAGGCGCUUUGCGGCGUUGUCUUUCAAGUUCCUACAAUGUCUGGCGACAAGCUGCGCAUUAGCACCAUGCAGGAGAUCAUCAAGCCGAACACUGUGAAACGCAUCCAGGGCUAUGGCCUGCCCUUCCCAAAAGAUACGACGCGCAAGGGCGAUCUGCUGGUUGCUUUCGAUAUACAAUUUCCGGCGAAAUUGACUGCCGAGCAAAAGGAGGUGCUCAGAGACUUGUUCUAGAACCCACAUAGAAGAGAUGAACAGAAGAAGAAGAUGAAGAAAUGCCGCCUUUAACCACGACACACAGCACAAAGCACGACUCACUCAACUCUGCAAUCCAGUCUGCCCUCGUUUCCUGCUCUUCUGCUGCUAGUUAGUCAUACUAAAACCAAAUUCUUUUACCUUCACGAUUGAGCAUUGAAUGUGUCAUCAAAUUUUAAAAUAAUUCGCGUUGCAAUAUUUUUACUUUUUUUUAUAUAUAAUAAAUAAAUAAAAAAAUCAAUCC